UGGCGAGGACAAACUAAACUGCGGAAACAGCAUCAGAUAACGAGCAGGCGGAGGUUUUUGAACACAGAUCGAGGUUUAUCACCCAUCCCACCCGGCGUGUAGGGGGGGGCUUCCCACCGGCGUGUUCGUGUAUGAGUGUGAGAUCACUCGUGUAGAAUAAUGUCACCACCACAGUGAGCACUUCUCUGAGUGAGAGGAAACUCUCCCAGUGUAGCAGCAGCUGACAGCUGAUCGUCACAAUGACAGCAAGGAGCGUGUGUGCAGUGCGCAGGUUGCUGAGCGGACUCCCUCUCAGAGCUCACAGGGUUCGGUGGCUCAGCUCCGCUUCGACCUCCAGUCAAGGACGAGCUCCUGUCAGACAGCUGAGCUGCUCCCACACUCUGAGGAGGGCGGAGCCUCCCCCCACAGGUCCCAGCAGUUGGUCGUUCAGGAGUCACAGCUGUGGAGCGCUGAGAUCCCAUCAUGUGGGAGACACAGUCACUCUGUGUGGUUGGGUCCAGUACCUCAGACAAAACCUGUUUGUCAUCUUGAGAGAUUUCAGUGGAUUAACGCAGAUUUUAAUUCCUCAAGAAGAGUCUGCAGGAGAUUUGAAAUCAGUGCUGUACGAUCUCAGAACUGAGUCUGUCAUCAAGGUAACAGGAACCGUCAGACGACGCCCAGCGGGACAGGAGAACGAGGCGAUGCCAACAGGAGACAUCGAAGUCCUUGCUGAGAACGUGGAGGUUUUUAAUGUGUGCCGACAGCUGCCUUUUGAGAUUAAAGACUUUGUUAAAAAAUCAGAGUCUCUGCGGAUGCAGUAUCGCUACUUGGACCUGAGGUCCUCUCAGAUGCAGAGGAACCUCAGACUGAGAUCUCAGCUGGUGAUGAAGAUGAGAGAAUACCUCUGUAAUGUGCACGGUUUUGUCGAUGUGGAAACUCCCACCUUGUUCAAAAGAACACCAGGGGGAGCCAAAGAGUUUGUGGUUCCUUCCAGAGAACCAGGCAGGUUCUUCUCCCUCCCCCAGAGUCCACAGCAGUUUAAACAGCUUCUGAUGGUGGCUGGCAUUGACAGGUACUUCCAAAUGGCAAGGUGCUACAGAGAUGAGGGCUCCAAACCGGACCGGCAGCCUGAGUUCACCCAGGUGGACAUAGAGAUGUCUUUUGUGGACCAGGCAGGUAUCAUGUCCCUGGUGGAGGGCUUAUUACAGUACUCCUGGCCCGCAGAGAAUGGUCCGAUUAAGAUUCCUUUCCAAACCAUGACGUAUGAGGAGGCAAUGAGGGACUAUGGUGUGGACAAACCAGAUACUAGAUUCAGUAUGAAGCUGACUGACCUCAGUGAGGUAUUCUCAUCCACGAAAAUUGAAUUCCUUAGAUCAGCUCUGAGUCAUCCAGGAGGCUCUGUUCAGGCCAUCUGUGUUCCCAGUGGAGAGAAACUUUUCACUGGUAAAGAGUUGGAGGAACUGAAACAAACAGCUAAGACUCAAUUUGGACAGGAGCUGAGUGUGGUGCGUGUCAGGGCAGAUGGGACACUAAAGUCUCCUCUGAAGAAGCUGCUGUCUGUCUCCUCCACAGAGGAGCUGCUGAGCAGGACUGGAGCCGAACCUGGAGACUUGCUGCUGAUGGCAGCCGGCUCCCUGGACACUGUGCGCAUGUUGCUUGGCAGUCUUCGUCUGCAGUCUGCAGAGCUCCUGGAGUCUCAUGGUGUUUCACUACGAGAUCUCUCAGCCUUCCACUUCCUGUGGGUUGUGGACUUCCCUCUCUUCCUGCCCAAAGAGGAUGAGCCAGAUAAACUGGAGUCAGCCCAUCAUCCAUUUACUGCUCCACUGCCCGAGCAUGUGGAGCUACUCUACACUGAACCUCACAAGGUUCGUGGUCAGCACUAUGACCUGGUGCUGAACGGCUGUGAGAUCGGAGGAGGAUCCAUCCGUAUCCACAAGGCCUCAGAGCAGCUGCAUGUGCUGACGAACAUCCUCAAGGAGGAUUCCAGUCUCCUCUCUCACCUGCUGGAGGCUCUGGACUCGGGAGCACCACCACAUGGAGGCAUUGCUUUGGGUUUGGACCGGCUGGUCUCCAUCAUGGUCAGAGCUCCCAGCAUCCGUGACGUCAUCGCUUUCCCCAAGUCCUUUAGGGGUCAUGACAUCAUGAGCCACGCCCCUGACUUUGUAUCUGAGGAGGAGCUGAAGUCUUACCACAUCUCCAUUAGAUGGCCAACAGAGCGAUGAGGAGGAGAAGAAGAAGAGGGGAAGUGAGGAUAUUAAGAGAUGAAGAGACAUCAGAGGAAAGGGCGAUCUCUAUAGCAUAGCAGAUGAUGACAAGGAGUCAGUGACAAAAUCGGCCAUCCAGAAGAAGAUGUUGGAGGAGUUGAUGUUGUGACUGAAUCUCAGUGUUUGAAAUGGAAGAGAACAUGGAAACAGUCACAGCAUUCAGUCUUGAAAUCUAACUACGAAGAGUUCAACAGAUUAAAUUAACUCUCAUUGAUAAUGGAAAACACUGUGAUGAUGUUUCCUCCCAAAACAACACCUCAUAUUAUCAAUAGUCUUUAAGAGGAGAGAGGUUUCCUUAAAGGACAGUUGUGCUAAUUAAAAAUGAUCAAUGUUAUAGCUCCCUCUCGAAUUGGCAGAGCUGUAACUCUAAUGAAUCUACAGACCUGUUUACUUUUUAUUACUUUAAUGUCAUGUGUUCAAAUGUUUCAGAGCUUGUUUGAAGAUUAAAACUCUGGAAAAACU
This is a messenger RNA of Limanda limanda (common dab), 2705 nucleotides long. RefSeq names its product aspartyl-tRNA synthetase 2, mitochondrial (gene dars2). The coding region runs from base 240 to 2201 and encodes 653 amino acids. The record is from RefSeq and is a predicted model, not a curated record. Lineage: Eukaryota; Metazoa; Chordata; Actinopteri; Pleuronectiformes; Pleuronectidae. Gene Ontology annotation, biological process: aspartyl-tRNA aminoacylation. The transcript has 17 exons. Gene Ontology annotation, molecular function: aspartate-tRNA ligase activity; ATP binding; nucleic acid binding. Gene Ontology annotation, cellular component: mitochondrion; cytoplasm.